AUGCUAAAAUUGAAAGGCUUUGAACAUUCUCACAUUACCACCACCAUGUUCUUGGUCAAGCUUGAGGAUGUUACUCCUCUUUCAGACGCAGUCUUUCUGUUUAAUCAAUUGUCUCUUGAAGCCGACGUGAAAUUCACUCAUAACAUGUUCUCAUUAACCGUCUCGAACGCUUCGAUUCGGUUCAUCAUAAAGCUCGAUAUUUGGGACGAGCUUUUCGCAGAAUAUUCAGUCGAUCCGAAUCAGUGUUGGAGAAUUUCCCUCUCAACUUUCCAAAAAUCUUUGUGGGAUGGCGGAAGUUACUCUUCCAUGACCUUCCUUAUGCAUGAAACUAGAAGCCGCAUGGUGCUUGAGUUUCAUAAUUCAGCUUCUCCCAAUGCCCCAAGUUGGCAUCGAGAAUUGACAUUGUUGCCUUCGGAAGAAGUGGAUAUUGGCGAAGUUGAAAGUGAAAAAAAUUUCAUAAUUGAGGCAGAAGAUUUCAGGCACAUUAUAAGAGAAGUAUCUUCAUUCCCAAAUGAUCCAAUUCGUGUUACUCUAACCCAUUUACAAGUCAAGUUUUCUGUUGCAUCCAAGGAAAUUAUUCUUACUAAACAGGCUCGAAAAAUUCAAAUUGCAGGGUAUGAAGAAGGAGAUACAGAUCAAUUCCGAAUCAGUCUACAUCCGAUGAUGUUUUUCCUUAGAUUGUCAUAUCAAUCGGAAACAGCAUGGUUUUGUAAGACGAUGGAUGGAGCAAUCGUCAUGGCUGCUGCAAGCGGGGACGAUUGA
Molecule: messenger RNA, 762 nt
Organism: Cucurbita moschata (crookneck pumpkin)
Lineage: Eukaryota; Viridiplantae; Streptophyta; Magnoliopsida; Cucurbitales; Cucurbitaceae
Exons: 5
Coding region: 1-762 (253 amino acids)
Source: RefSeq, a predicted model, not a curated record